CAUGGACCAGGGGUCUCAAGGGUAAGAGCUACGCACGAAGACCAACUUGAAGUGUCGGCCCUUUCCUCAGCUUAGUCAGCACGUAGACUAGAUUUCACCAUGUUCGUAGAGGCUAACAUCCAUUAUCUGCCUUGCUCUGAGCUUAGGUUGCUGUCCCUGCUCCACCUGUACCGCCAGUCACUCCUUUGUCCAUACGCUCCUUAACUAUACCCCCCAAAAAAACAAUUUCAGCCACCCAAAUUUCGAAACCACCAUACUCUCCCUCAAUGCUAGUGUUCUUGAUCUUCCUCCUCGUUUCUACAAUCCUUCCUUUGACCGUUGGCGCCACCCAUGGCCAUAACCAACGCGGGCGCCAUCAAGAACUAGCCCAACGGGCGCAAGGCGACGUGGGCAUCCACAAACGCACUUUCAACAACUCGCGCUUCACCUUUUAUGACGUUGGCUUGGGUGCUUGUGGGCAAGACAGCUCUCCCGACGAUUUCAUUGUCGCCCUGAACGUUGCUCAAUAUGGUGCAGGUUACCCGGGUCCACAGUGCUUCAAGUCCAUUACCAUUUUGUAUGGGGGCAAAACUGCCCAAGCCACCAUCAUGGACAAAUGUAUGGGGUGCCCAUAUGGCGGGCUUGACUUCUCUACGAGUCUUUUCAAUUACUUCGCUCCUGAAGAUGAUGGCGUCCUGUAUGGAUCGUGGUGGUUCAACAUUCAGUGACGGCGUCAGCGAGCCUACACCAAAUGGACGCCCACGCCGGUUCCUCGGGCUGAUUGGUCCUCGCCUACUUAUGCAUACUACCACCACUACAUCGCUGAAACAAACACUACUACCUCCAUCCUAUCUACAUCUUAAACCAGCACUACAUCUACAAGAUUCCUACUGUAAGCUCACACGAGCAGGGCCCAGUAAUUUAUCUCAUUUUAACAUCAUGAUAUCCUCUUACACCCUUAA
Messenger RNA from Suillus subalutaceus, 941 nucleotides. Its product is annotated as RlpA-like double-psi beta-barrel-protein domain-containing protein-containing protein. Bases 267 to 707 code for a protein of 146 amino acids. The record is from RefSeq and is a predicted model, not a curated record. The transcript has 4 exons. Lineage: Eukaryota; Fungi; Basidiomycota; Agaricomycetes; Boletales; Suillaceae.